This is a messenger RNA of Kwoniella mangroviensis CBS 8507, 333 nucleotides long. RefSeq lists its product as uncharacterized. Bases 1 to 333 code for a protein of 110 amino acids. The record is from RefSeq and is a predicted model, not a curated record. The transcript is spliced from 3 exons. Lineage: Eukaryota; Fungi; Basidiomycota; Tremellomycetes; Tremellales; Cryptococcaceae.
AUGCCUCAUUACCCUCCUAGACCUCCUCCAGGUAUACGUCGUCUGAUCUGGAAUCAACGAAUAUGGAUAGAAUCGACUUUUGCUACUAGUAUGAUGCAGCCAUGGGAGAAAGCUCUGAUAUUGACCGUCCUCUCCCUCGUCACACUCCUAAUCUGGUUCUCACUAUACACCUACUUCCCAUCGCAUGUCGCCUACCUUUCGAGGAGAUGGUCAUACUACGUCUACGGCGAUGAGACCGUCGAGGUAUUGGCUCCCAUCAAGGCGUAUAUACUGGCUCAGAUUGGCAGGGUGAAAAGUGCUGUAGGGGGUCAGAAAGGGAGAUUGGAGUUGUAG